Ictidomys tridecemlineatus (thirteen-lined ground squirrel) is the source of this 2832-nucleotide messenger RNA. RefSeq names its product zinc finger protein 331 (gene Znf331). Gene Ontology annotation, biological process: regulation of transcription by RNA polymerase II. NCBI's taxonomy places the organism in Eukaryota, Metazoa, Chordata, Mammalia, Rodentia, Sciuridae. Gene Ontology annotation, molecular function: DNA-binding transcription factor activity; RNA polymerase II cis-regulatory region sequence-specific DNA binding. The record is from RefSeq and is a predicted model, not a curated record.
AAACGGGCUGCCUCUGGACGGCCUCCGGAGUGCUCAAACCCCGCGCCCGCUCCUCAGGCGGCGUGGAAGGCGAGUCUGCGGGAGUGAGGAGUUGUCGGGGUCGCAGGGGGAACACGCACGGCGGGCGGCGAGGAUGGCGCGAGGAAGAGGACCCGAGAGAGGAGACCCGAAAAUAACCUGGCCGCGGCUCGGGAGGCGCCGAGAAGCCCACGUGCGGCCGUGGUCCCCUCCAAGACACCACAUUGCAGCUGUUGUCACAUCUUAGAUUCAUCAUGCUUGCAGUGGCUUCACAGACUUCAGUUUCAAUGACUUCAACAAUUCCCAAGCUAAAGAGAAAGCAUCCUCAGUUGGAAGACUAAUCACACAUCGUGAAGUCAAGGUUCAGUCUCCAGAUCAGCUGCUUCCGUGUCUCCCAGUCCACCCUGAAUCGCCGGUUGCUCUCUCCAGUGUGGUCAGCCCCCACCUGAAACAAAGAAAGCCGUUCCUAUCAGAUUCUGUGUCUUCAGUGGAAGAAAUCCCAAGAUGAGCAGUCAAGCCCAGAGGUCUGACGCCAUGGCCCACGGUUCGGUGACAUUUUCAGAUGUGGCCAUAGACUUCUCUCAGGAGGAGUGGGCCUGUCUGACCUCUGCCCAGAGGGACCUGUACUGGGAUGUCAUGUUGGAGAACUACAGCACCCUGGUCUCACUGAAUUUGGAAUCAUCCUAUGAGGCUAAGAGUUUAGCUAUACAGAAGAGUAUUUACAAAAUGAAUCUUCACAAAAGGAAUUCAGGUAGCAAAAGUAAGUCUCAUCCCCCGAACAGGAUGCCUGAAGGUGAGUCUGAAGUCCCACAGGGCUCUCAAGAGAGAAAUCGCAGUCGAGUAAAAGUCAACUCGAGAAAGGCGCCUGCCAGCAGAGACCGCACCCCUCCGAGACCCCACGCCCGGCCGCACAGCAAGGAGAGCUCCUACGAGUGUAAGGAGUGCGGCAAGGCCUUCAGCCGCGGCUACCAGCUCAGUCAGCACCAGAAGAUCCACACGGGCGAGAAGCCCUACGAGUGCAAGGAGUGUAAGAAGGCCUUCCGCUGGGGUAACCAGCUCACUCAGCACCAGAAGAUCCACACCGGGGAGAAGCCCUACGAGUGUAAGGAUUGCGGCAAGGCCUUCCGCUGGGGCUCCAGCCUCGUCAUCCACAAGAGGAUCCACACUGGGGAGAAGCCCUACAAGUGCAAGGAUUGCGGCAAGGCCUUCAGGCGCGGCGAUGAGCUCACUCAGCACCAGCGGUUUCACACCGGGGAGAAAGACUACGAGUGCAAAGACUGUGGGAAGACCUUCAGCCGUCUGUACAAGCUCAUCCAGCACAAGAGGAUCCACAGCGGGGAGAAGCCCUACGAGUGCAAGGAUUGCGGCAAGGCCUUCAUCUGCGGCUCCAGCCUCAUCCAGCACAAGAGGAUCCACACGGGCGAGAAGCCCUAUGAAUGCCAAGAGUGUGGGAAGGCCUUCACGCGGGUCAACUACCUCACUCAGCACCAGAAGAUCCACACUGGGGAGAAGCCUCACGAGUGCCGGGAAUGUGGGAAGGCCUUCCGCUGGGGCUCGAGUCUCGUGAAGCACGAGAGAAUCCACACAGGUGAGAAGCCCUACAAGUGCACCGAGUGCGGGAAGGCCUUCAACUGCGGCUACCACCUCACUCAGCAUGAGAGAAUCCACACCGGUGAGACGCCUUACAAGUGUAAGGAGUGUGGGAAGGCCUUCAUUUAUGGGUCAAGCCUUGUCAAACACGAGCGAAUUCAUACAGGAGAGAAACCCUAUAAGUGUGAGGAGUGUGGGAAGGCCUUUAGUCACGGCCAUCAGCUCACACAGCAUCAGAAAACACAUAUUGCAAAGUCGUACACAUGUAAGGAUUGUGGAAAGGUAUUCAACCAUGCGAACCAUCUUAGAGAGCAUCAGAAGACACAUAACAGCUGAAACCUCCCGACACACACGACACACCAAGGCCUCCCUCCUGCAUUCACUCCUUCCUCAACAUGAGGGAGACCCAUGAUUUAAUUUAACAUCAGAAAGCCUUCACUGGUCAUCCUUCUAAUUACAGAGCAUCACAAGUCACACUAGAGGCCAACUUGGAGAGUUGGAGAAGUCACUUUCCUUGAUGAGUAUGACUGCUCAGUCAUUUUUACUGGACAGGUUCGCUGAGCAAAUGCACAGAGCUUGCCAAUACCAUUCCAUCUUUUUUAUGUUUGAGGUUCAUUCUAGGAACAACUCUGCUGAUGUAACGUGAGGAGGCCAUCAGCCGUGACCCGUCCCCUGCCAGUUAUCACCAUCCACCUCUACCCCCAGUGAGACACACAGCACUCUGCUCAUUGCCUGUGCAUUACAGAUGCUCCUUGGCACACAGUGGGGUCGUAUCCCAACAAACCCACCCUACUUGAAAAGACAUUCACAACUGCAUUUAAUACACCUGACUCAGCAAACAUCGUAGGUCAGCCCAGCCUACCUGAAAUGUGCCCAGAACACUCCCAUUAGCCUAAGUUGGGCAAAAUCAUCUAACACCAAGGGUAUUCAAUAACAGUGGUGAAUGUCUCACCUAACUUACUAAAUAUUAUAUAGAAAGUGAAAAUCAAUGGUUCUAUUGGGCACACUUUCCACCAUUGGGAAGCUCUAAUAUAGUGAUUCUUUUGGGCACACUUUCCACCACUGGUAAGUUCUAAAAUCAGUGGUUCUCUUGGGCACACUUCCCACCAUUGGGAAGCGCUAAAAUCAGAGGCCGUAUUGGGUAGCUUUCCGCCAUCGUGAAGUUCUAAAUCAGUGGUUCUACUGGGUACGCUUUCCGCCAUCGUGAAGUUCUAAAUCAGUGGU